UUUAAUUUAAUCAACCCACAAGGAAAACGCCUACUGUUAACCACCUUGUUUUGUGCCAAUUCAUAUUCAAGUUUAUGUAACGAUUCCUUUUAAUUACUUGCGUGCUUUUAUUGAACCAGUCAUUAGUCAUAGUCCACGCCCACCAUCCUCCUCAUAACUUUCUCAUUUUUUCAUUCCAUUUUUUUUUUCUCUUCAUUUUUCUCCAAACCCAAACUCUUUCAAUUCAAUAUUCACAACAUAAACUUUAUGCACACAAAAUCAAAAUACAAAGAAACCACAGUUUAACAAAAGAUGUGGGUACAUAUUGCAGUUAUAGCAUCCACCGUUGGAUGCGUUUCAACCAUACUUUUAAUUUUAAUCUAUCGUCGUUGGUGUCAUCGAAGAAACCGUAGAAAUUCUGUUGAACCAGGAGAAAAUUCUAGAAAUAGAAUUCAUAAUCACAUGCCAAGUGUCCAUCAUCAAUUAGAACAAGGUAGUAACAAGAACAAUAAUAAUUCUCUGUUUCGCAGUUAUGUUUCUGGAAAAAGAACAACAAACUUGUUCAGCUGGAUUGAAAAUCCAUCUAUGGCUGCUGAUGCUGUUGAAAAUGGAUGGUCAAGAUUUGCUUUCACUAGCUAUAAAAGUUACAUGCCAUCGCCAUCAAAGAAGGUUACACUGUUAGGAUCAUGUGCACCUGUAGGUGAUUAUCGAAGAGAAUCAUCUGAAGCUGAGAUUAGUUGGGAAGUUUCACGUGGAUCAGAUGAGUUUAUGCAGAAAGUUAGAUUGAAUCCUGGAUUAAGAAAAUCUAAUCAAGUUAUUCAAAAUAAUUCUAUGGUUACUUCUGUUAUUAGAACAGCUUUACCAUUACCUGGUCCUGUUUUAGGAAACUAUGUUUUUCCACAAGAAGCUUAUUUUGAAAUUACGAUGUUGUCCUCUUCACGUGGCGAUGAAUUUGAAUCGGUAAGAAAGAGUGUGGAAGGUGAUAAGAUGAAGCUUAUUGUGAAAGGGAAUUCGGAGGCAUUGGUUCAUGUUACAAGUGGGAAUAGUCAUAAAAGUAAUAGUGUUGAAGAAAUGAAGGUUGAUGGUAGAGAGAAUGGCGGGAAGAAGACUGAUUCUGUUAUGUUUUCGUUGGGUUUGACAGUUGGUGGUCCUGUUGUUUUGAAAGUUCCUGGGAGUUAUCCCGGUAGCAUUGGUUUUAACUCGAAUGGUUCUGUUUAUCUUGAUGGAAUGAAACUUGUAUUCGAAUCUGAGAAGGCAGAGUGGAUUGGAACAGAUAAGGUGAUUGGUUGUGGAUUUGAUCCAAGGCAGAAGAAAGUUUUCUUCACGUUAGACUCAGAAUUGAUGCAUGUUGUACACUGUCAGACAGAAGAAUUUAGCACUCCAUUGUAUCCAACAUUAGCUGCUAAUAUAGACAUUAUGGUAUUGGUCAAUUUUGGACAAAAUGCAUUUAAAUAUGCACCAGCAAAUGCUCAAAGAACACCAAAUCCAUGCCUUGUAUCACCACUUGUAAGUUCUCCUGCUGCCAUAGGUUACGACGAUGAUAGCAAAGAAUUAUUCUCCAUGGGUAGGAUUGAUUCUCAUUGGCUUAAUAGGACUACAACCAAAGGAAGCCACAACAAUGGGAACAAUAUUUCAACCAUGGAUUUUGAUGAAGAGUCUGAGGCUGAUUUGUUUGAAAUCGUCAUAGAUGGUUCUAGAAAAUCUCCAAGUACAACAUCAUAGCUUACAACAAAUUGUGCCCAAGUUGUCUUGGUUCUGGCAUUUAACAACCUUCUUUGCUUGUACAAAUAGUACAUUAGUUUGCACAGCACAUAUUUUUGAAAUAUUUGUGUAUGUUUAGAGUUUCAAAGGUAGAAUACAACUCCCAUUUUAUUAGAUGAGAAAUACAAAAGUAUUUGUAUAUUAGAGAAUUAAAUUAACCUAAACAUUUAUACUAGUAUGUCAUAAGUUUUGAGUUGGUAAGAUUAUGACUUUAUCUGA
Messenger RNA from Medicago truncatula (barrel medic), 1959 nucleotides. RefSeq lists its product as uncharacterized. The transcript has 2 exons. Lineage: Eukaryota; Viridiplantae; Streptophyta; Magnoliopsida; Fabales; Fabaceae. The record is from RefSeq and is a predicted model, not a curated record. Gene Ontology annotation, molecular function: protein binding. The coding region runs from base 292 to 1701 and encodes 469 amino acids.